AUGGGGGACACAAUACCCCCCAUAGGACGAGGCUCUGGGCGCAAAGACAAGAACCGGCGCUCCUCCCGCAUUACCGAUGCCACCUGGGACCAAUACAAGCCUCUGUUGUGCAAGCUGUACAAGUCGUACACGCUCAUGGUGGUCAUGUCAUUUAUGAAGCAGCGCUUCGGCUUUGCUCCCAGCAAGCGACAGUACGGCUACCGAUUCGAGAAAUGGGGCGUCAGGAAGUACCUUGGGCCCGAUAAACCGGGUCCCACGCGGAACGUUGCCGGCGUCGAUGAAUUACCCAACGAACAAAUUGUCGACGAGUUCUUUGGAGACAUGUCUCCGGAUCUCAACAGCCCCGAAUACGGAUCGGGCUUGUUCCUGGACGUCCCCGGCCGUGGCAACAAUAAAGGUGCCAUCGCUCAUCACGCCCCAAGCAAUGCAUCUGCAACCUCUGCAACCUCUGAGGCCAGUGCGAGCUACUUGGAUGAGGAUACCGACUUUGAAGACUCCCCGUCGUCGCCUGAGAAAACCACGUCUCCCAUAAGCUACCCAUGGGGAGCUGACGACGAUGCAAAGAAGCUCGUUGCCGACUUUUGCUCUGCAAUGUCCGAUGACCAGAAUGCCUUCGACAUCUACCUCAAUCUCUUCGAUGCCCUCUCAAAGUCUCCCGCAUCACUGAUAGCAGCCAAGAGCAUGAUCAUCACAUCCUUGACCCGCGUCGCACAACAACCCAAGAAUGCAAAACAGGCUCGGGAUCGACUCUCACGUUUUCGGGAUCACGCCAAGACCCAUGGGUCUGAUCGACCCUUUCUGUUCUCGAUGCUCGAUGCAUGCAUGGAGGAGCAGGAAGAGGUCACAGACGAGUCGCCAAUCCACCUUCGCGUCUGCGAGAUCAUCCGGAAGGUCCUCGGCGACAACACUACGCUCGGGGAUAUCCCCCACAGUUAUGCGGCCAUUGACCUCGUGACGUAUCACUUCCUCUCUUCGGGUCUGGAAGUGUACGAGAAGGCCAUUACCGCCGACGAUGGAAAACCAGCGACCUUGUCGUCGGAAGACCUACUCUAUCAAUACGUUUAUAAGCAGCCAUUGGCGGAAACUAUCCGCUACGGUGACACCUCCCCUUUGCGCGGCUGCAUUACUUGGUGUGCGAGACAAUUGACGCUCGCCCACAAAAUUCCACACGAGAUAGCUUCUAUCCCGUGCGACGACUCGCAGCGUCAGUGGUGCGACAACGUCCAGCUCUACUGCACCCUUUGGCACACUAUGCUGCUCAAUGUUCAGAACGGCAUGCCGCCUCCUUGGUACGGUCCCUGCGAGUCAGCUCUUGGAAUAUCUCCUUCCGAGCUUCUCGUUACAGUGUGUUGGAUGAUUGGCGCCGAUGUCGGUAGACCCGGUUCUAGCAACGACAUCCUCAAACGGGCAACUUCCGUAGUCGAGGCCAUGAGUCAGUUGCAGGAGGGCGAUCUGUGGAUUAAGUUCCUCAAGUUAUUCACGUGGAUGAAUAAACUUGUCGACCCGGGCGAAGAUGACAAGAAAUUCGAGGCCACCAUCCUCCAACACACCCGCCGCUAUAUAUCUGCCACUCUCAACGUGGAACUACCCUUCCCGCACGAGCCUGUGGUGGAUAUACCAGACUUUCAUUACCUCGAUGGGCUAGAUCCCUUCUCAACUGGCGACAGCAACAAUCCCAUGGCUCUCGGAGUCUUCGGCGACCUAGGUGGUAUGGAGAUGUAG
Ilyonectria robusta is the source of this 1722-nucleotide messenger RNA. RefSeq lists its product as uncharacterized. The record is from RefSeq and is a predicted model, not a curated record. The transcript has 2 exons. Lineage: Eukaryota; Fungi; Ascomycota; Sordariomycetes; Hypocreales; Nectriaceae. Bases 1 to 1722 code for a protein of 573 amino acids.